UAAAAUCGAGUUCUGAGAGAGUGCGGCCGGGAUCGGGAGGGAGACUCGGAGCAUGUGGGUGCCGGGCGGUCAGUGACCCGAGCGUAGUCUCCGGUGCGCAGUCGCCCUCCGCGGGAGGGGAGAACCCGGAGGAGAAGGGUCUCUCUGGGAGAAGACAGUCCCCCCGACUUGCCUGCACGGCCCUGACUGAGGCGCCGUCGGAGACCCGCGGAUCCCUCUCAGCCUCGCAGGGGCCAGGUCCGGGAACAUGAAUCUGCUGCCCAAGAGCUCCCGGGAGUUCGGGUCUGUGGAUUACUGGGAGAAGUUCUUCCAGCAGCGGGGGAAGAAGACCUUCGAGUGGUACGGGAGCUACCUGGACCUGUGCGGGGUGCUGCACAAGUACAUCAAGGCCAAGGACAAGGUGCUGGUGGUUGGAUGUGGUAACUCAGAGUUGAGCGAACAGCUUUAUGAUGUGGGAUACCCAGAUAUUGUGAACAUUGACAUCAGUGAGGUGGUCAUCAAGCAGAUAAAAGAACGAAAUGCUAGCAAGCGACCCCAGAUGAGUUUCCUGCAGAUGGACAUGACGAAGAUGGAGUUCCCGGAUUCCUCUUUUCAAGUGGUGUUGGACAAGGGCACCCUGGAUGCGGUCCUGACAGAUGAGGAAGAGAAAACACUAGAAAAGGUGGAUAGAAUGCUGGCAGAGGUGGCCCGGGUGCUGCAGGUGGGAGGCCGAUAUCUAUGCAUCUCCCUGGCCCAAACUCACAUCUUGAAGAAAAUUGUGGGCUAUUUCUCCAGAGAAGGGUGGAUGGUAAGGGUGCACCAAGUGACCAGCAGCCAGAACCAGACAUCAGAAACAGAGCCACAGUUUUCCCUGCCUGUUUUUGCUUUCAUCAUGACCAAAUUCAGGCCAGUUUCUGGCUCUGCCCUUCAGAUCCUUGAGCUGUGUGCUCAGGAACAAGGCAAGCCUGUACGGCUAGAGAACACUGAGCGGCUGGCAGAAGCCGUGCGAGAGCGGCAGCGGUAUGCCUGGUUGAGGAGCCAGCUGAACCGAAAGACUGGGCCUGGGAGUGUGUCCCUGGAUUUAUGUGAUGGGAGCAGCGGGCAGCCACGCUACACCCUGCAUGUUGUAGACACCCCCACUGUGAAGCUGUCCAGAGACAAUCAUUUUGCCAUUUUCAUCAUUCCCCAGGGCCGAGAGACAGAGUGGCUGUUUGGCAUGGAGGAAGGUCGGAAGCAGCUGGCAGCCAGUGCGGGCUUCAGGCGACUGAUCACAGUGGCCCUGCACAGGGACCAGCAGUACCAAGGCAUGGACAGCAUCCAGGCCGAGCUGUCAGGGAAAGUCAUGGAGCUGGCACCGCCAGGGCUGCCAGCCCAGCAGCAGGUGCCUUUCUUGUCUGUUGGUGGGGACAUUGGGGUCCGGACCAUUCAGCACCGAGACUGUAGCUCCUUGAGUGGUGACUAUGUCAUUGAGGACGUGCAGGGGAAUGACAAGCGCUACUUCCGACGUCUGAUCUUUCUCAGCAACAGGAAUGUGGUGCAGUCAGAAGCCAGGCUGCUGACUGAUACACCUAAUAGAGCCCAAAAGAAGAGGAAAAAGGAUAAGAAGAAACUCCGGCCAGUGGAUGCUCCAGAGAACCCUCCUGGGCCUGUGAGUCAGCCCAUUGACAAGGGCUUUCUGUGCUGUGAACACCACAAGGCUAUGAUUGCUGGGCUUGCCUUGCUAAAAAACCCAGAGAUGCUCCCAGAGGCUGCGCUGUCCCUCCUGGUGGUUGGUUUGGGUGGCGGCAGUCUGCCCCUCUUCAUCCAUGAUCACUUCUUGGAGUCUCACAUCGAUGCUGUGGAGAUUGACCCCUCGAUGCUGGAGGUGGCCACCCGCUGGUUUGGCUUCACCCAGAGUGACCGCAUGAAAGUUCACAUUGCCGAUGGCCUGGACUAUGUCACCAGCUUGGCCAGAGAAGCACAGUCUCGCUAUGAUGUCAUCAUGUUUGAUGUAGACAGCAAGGACCCUACAGUAGGAAUGAGCUGUCCGCCCCCUGCCUUUGUGGACCAUGCUUUUCUGCAGAAUGUCAAAAGGAUCCUGACUCCAGAAGGUGUCUUCAUUCUGAACUUGGUGUGUCGAGAUUCAGGGCUCAAGGACUCAGUGCUGGCGGGACUCAAGAAGGUCUUCCCCCUGCUCUACGUGCGCCAGAUCGAGGGCGAAGUUAACGAGAUCCUCUUCUGCCAGCUGCAGCCCGAGCAUAGGGUGGCCACCCCUGAGCUCCUGGAGAUGGCUCAGGCCCUGGAAAGGACACUUAGGAGACCAGGGAAGGGCUUUGAUAGCACAUACAUCCUGGCGGACAUGCUCAAGACCGUGAAGAUUGUGUGACGAGCAACAUAGUACGUCUUCGGGGACAGAAACAAAGAGAAAAAUAACAAAAUAAUUUGAAAGCCUCUUGUUUCUCGCUUGUCUUAAUAGAUUUACUCUCUCAAUUGGGACUUUGGCUUGACCUGGGUCUGGGAAAACCAAAAGAGGGCCUCUGCUUUCAGUAUCACUUGCUGUUUGGGAUCCUGCCUCUCUGAAUUUCACAUUGAGCUUUCUUUCCUCCCUGGUUCUAGUUAACUCGUAACAGAGGCUAUAAACCCUGGGUAUUAGGGAAGCAGAACUCCAAGACCAGCAUUUACUAAGUGCCUUAGGACCAUGAGGAAUCAGAUAUACUUAAUAGAUUUUAGGUUCUGUCUAGUACAUCUUUAGGAAAAUGCACCUUACUUUGUGUUUGUGUACAGUGAACUAGGCAGUGAUGAAGAUAGAAAAUUUUGAUAAGACUUUGUCUUUAUCCCUUGUUCAUGGAAUUUAUGGUCUAGUUGGGCCCAGAGAACUGUAGCGCAUGCUCUCCCUUACAUGCACCUCUUUAAAACUCGUACAGUCUGAGGGGCAAUUUUGGUGAGAGCUUCAUGCAUUUGAAUUGGGUCUUAAGGAGUAUAUAGGAAUUCAGUGGGCACAGAAAGAAAGGGAAGGGCACCCAGUGCAACCCAAGCAAGGGCGGAGAGAGGGCAGAGUACAAGGCCUGCUUAGAUUGGUUGCAUUUGGCUGGAUUGUAAAUUGUAUGAAGAAAUGAAGUAGGAAUGGUGCCAGUUUGUGAAGGGCCUGAAUGCAAUGGAAUUAUCUUCAGCUUCUCACUUGUACUCCCUUAGAUACCCAAUAUGUUGUCAAAUCUUAUUUACUUUCUUACUGUCUGUUGUGCACAUCCCUUUUCUCUAGUGCUAUGGUCACUGCCCAGAACAGGCCCUUAUCACCUCUUUCCCAUACUAUGGCAACCACCUCCUAAUUGGAUUCUUGGCUUCAUUUCUUCCUCUUCCAAUCCAUCUUCUAUUCAGUUGCCGCAGUGACCUUCCUGCACAGGUUUGAUCAUGUUCCAUCCUGCUUAAUACUAGAGACUCAUUCUUACCUCUAAUAUGAAACACAAAAUCCUUUGACAUUUUGAACCCUUUACAACUUGGCCCCUUCCUGUUUUGCCAAUGUACUUCCACUCGAUGCUCAUCCAUGUACUCUGCAAUCUCGCCCAACUGUCCUGUUUGCUCUUCUCCAUACAUUACUCCCCAUCAACUUUCUCCCUGCCAUUUUCACUGCCAUACUCUUCUUCCUCACUUCUAACUUUGAGCUUUUCUAGAAUUCCCUUGAGAGACAAUUCAAAUGUCACCAUUGACCAGAGGCCUUUUCCCAGUUACCCUUGCUGCUAGUCCUUUCUCUCUGAGACUAUCUUCCAUUAUUAUUUUCUAUAUCUUCUAUAUACCUUGUUAUUUGAAUGUUGUCUCCAUUAGAAUGUGAUCUUGAGGGCUGGGGCCAUGUUUUUUGCCUUUCUAUGUAUUUCUAGUAUACAGUGGAUGCUUAAUAAAUGCUUACUAAUGGAAGGCAAUGGAAGACGAUUAGAAUUUUUUGAACAGAAGAGUGAUAAUGAGGUCUGUGGGUAAGGAUGACUAGUUUGGCAAAGAACACAAGAUUAUAAACAUGGUGGAUUAGGAAAAUAAAAAUGAGAGCAAAGAAGUUGAUAGUGGAAUAGAAAGUGACAUAGCUCAGACUGGGACUUUAAAUAUAACUAUUUUAGUGGGACAUCUACAUUUCUGGAAGAUCAUACAUGAUAAUUUGGGCUAUUUCUCUUGCUUAGCACAUAGUAGGUCUUUAAUAAACAACUUUUUGAUGAUUUGAC
Molecule: messenger RNA, 4163 nt
Organism: Sarcophilus harrisii (Tasmanian devil)
Lineage: Eukaryota; Metazoa; Chordata; Mammalia; Dasyuromorphia; Dasyuridae
Gene: METTL13
Product: eEF1A lysine and N-terminal methyltransferase
Exons: 8
Coding region: 248-2344 (698 amino acids)
Source: RefSeq, a predicted model, not a curated record